AUGCCCGCAGUCGACCUCUACCCCGUGCCGCUGGGCCUCGCGGCGCUCCUGGCCUCGCACGGCCUGCGCCGCGGCUCGCUCGCGCCGUCGGGGGCCGCUGCCGCGUUUGCGGUCGGCUACGCUACGCUCGCAUGCCCGACGCCGGCCUUUGGCUCCAUGCUGCUGGCCUUCUACCUGGCAGGCAGCCGUGCCACGCGCAUCAAGGCCGAGGUGAAGGCCACGCUCGAGCUCGAGGCCGGCGACGAGCGCCCGAGCCGCGACCAUGCCAAGCAGCCCGCACACAAGGCGCAGGCCGGUGGACAGCGCGAUGCCACGCAAGUGCUCUGCAACUCGCUCUUCGGCGCCGCUGCGGCGUGCACGUAUCGCGUUCUCUUCUCCGGCGCACCCGCAGCCACAUCGCAGCUGGCGCACACGCUUCGCAGCAUCGUGGCGUCGCUGGGUGGACCUCGCGCCGGGCCCGAGCUGCACGCCCAGACACUUCUGCUGCUCGCACUGGGCCACUUUGCCUGCUGCACGGGCGACACGCUGGCAUCUGAGCUAGGCAUCCUCUCUCGCUCGCGCCCACGGCUGGUCACGACGGGCCAGACCGUCCCUCCCGGCACGAAUGGUGGCGUCUCACUGCUCGGCGUAGCGUGUUCCAUCGGCGGCGGCGCCCUCAUGGGACUCGUCUGUGGCGCCGCACUGUACGCGUCUGACACUGCCAUGGCGCCGUCCAAAGCCCUCUCGCUGCUCCUGAUCGGCGCCGCUGCUGGCGGCACUGGCAGCAUGAUCGACUCGCUGCUCGGCGCCACACUGCAGAGAACGUGGUACAGCGAGACGCGGCGGCAAGUCCUGGUCGGGCGGCGCCCUCCGCCGCCGAGCAGCGAGUGGCGCGUGGUCACAGGAUACGACGUGUGCAGCAACAGCGCCGUCAACCUCAUCUCCUCGCUCGCGACUGCAGUGCUGACUGCGCGCCUGGGCAAUGCCGUCCUCGCCAAUUGA
Tilletiopsis washingtonensis is the source of this 981-nucleotide messenger RNA. RefSeq lists its product as hypothetical. The transcript is spliced from 5 exons. Lineage: Eukaryota; Fungi; Basidiomycota; Exobasidiomycetes; Entylomatales. The record is from RefSeq and is a predicted model, not a curated record. Gene Ontology annotation, cellular component: membrane. Bases 1 to 981 code for a protein of 326 amino acids.